Medioppia subpectinata is the source of this 721-nucleotide messenger RNA. NCBI's taxonomy places the organism in Eukaryota, Metazoa, Arthropoda, Arachnida, Sarcoptiformes, Oppiidae. The record is from the annotation of a GenBank genome assembly.
AGCACGUAUUGAAUGGCAAAGAAAAGUGCAAACAAUAACAAACACAAUACAAUUAAAACUAAUUAUAAAUUAACACCGCGUUUGUGUGGACACAAUCCCCGCCGCACCCAUCGCUGGACACAUAGUGUGUGAUUGAGUGGAUAACCGCGCCCCCUUUUCGUUGGUGAAGAAGAUGUCUACUCCGGGCACCGGAUGGGGUUCGGGACCCAAUCAGUACCACGAGAGCGCCCAAGAGAUUGAGCGCAUCCAACGGCGGGCGCAGAUCCGCCGCAACCUCAAGAGCGAGUUCAACCGUAUCUAUUAUAACCCAUACAAAGCGGCCGCACACGUGGAAAUGUUAGAUCCAGCGGUGCAACGGUUUAUGGCGAUGAGAGCGACGUAUUGGCAGUACUGGAAGCCCUCGUGGCGUAGUUUUGCCAACUUCUUCGUGGCCUCGUUUCUGCCCAUCUGGGGCUGGGGUUACUUCAUUAACUACAAACGGAGGGAGUUUGACGCCAAGUGCCGCACCGGAGAGAUACGAGUCCAUCAAAGACAGGUUCGGGCCGUAUGAGUGCCGCCCCCACCGCCCGUUGCGCUCAUUGGCAAUGGUUUUUGUGUUGCGGUGGUGUUAGAGACAUGUCUUAUAUAUUAGCAAUUUAGCAAAUAGAUAGCGAUUUAAUUUUGUUUGUAAUUAGUUUUAAUUAAAAUUUAAAAUAAACAUUUAUUGUGAAUUAAACCCAAA